AUGGCGAGCAUAGUAUGCGAACAAACUUGGUCCUCCUAUCAAACUGGAACCCAGUCUAUAUGUUUCUUCGCUGGCUGCUCCUGUACCAGUACAAGUCUUGAAGGAAACGUCUCUACCACCGUUGCUGGUAUUUCCUCUCCAUCCGGCCUGCCUCUUCCGUCACCAUCGGGAUGUUGUCCUAUCUCCAAUUCUCUUGCUAAAAAUGGUAGCUCCAGUUCCGCAUGCCUUCCGUCCCCUAGUUUUUGUGCCCCUGCCACCACUUCGCCCUGCAUACUUUGUGCUGCGCGUGCUCGCCGCCUGACUGCUGGUGGCAUAAUAGGCAGGGCUGUUCUGGGCGGAAGUGGAUCUGAUCUGGCCGCUUCUACAGCUGCUGGUACCAGCCUUCCACCCUCAGGCUACCAAUCGCAUUCUCGCCAUUCCAGUCUGGAAUCUGCGGCUGCGGCUGCUGCACUUGUUUUAUCACCAAUGCCUGUCGAAUACCGGCCCACAUUAGCCUCUACACAGACUGCCUUGUCCAGUGUCAUUGAUGCUACCAACGACGGCGUGCUGGCCGUAGAUGGUGACUCAUUAAAUACAUCACUUAAUUGUUCAGCCACGCCUGCGAGGACAACUGAAGACUCCUUUUUUAGUAUUCACGAAGCAAUUGCAGGCAACUAUAGUGAUCCUGUUGCUGGCGACGGUAUAGGAGAUACCAUAGGUGAAUUGGAUGAUUGUGGAGCUGGGGCUAACGAUACUUACGGAUCAUCUGCAGGUAGCUUUGCUCCUGGGCUCUCAUCCGUUCUGGAGUUUGCCAGUCAGGGGUCACGACCAACUGCUGUUUUUGAAGAGUUUGGAUCACCAGAACUGUCACUUACCUUUUCGCCUGUGGCUAAAGACGCGCUAUUGCCCUACGACCGACCAUUUUAUCAAUAUGGACCUUCUGAAUUAACAAACAUACAACCUGCUGCAGGCUGG
Molecule: messenger RNA, 954 nt
Organism: Protopolystoma xenopodis
Lineage: Eukaryota; Metazoa; Platyhelminthes; Monogenea; Polystomatidea; Polystomatidae
Source: the annotation of a GenBank genome assembly